AAACGCACAAACACAGAGACGCGCACUCGCCCGCGCGCGCGCGCGCGACACUACAGCACAGGAGCGAGUGUGAAGUUGCCCAUCAUCAGCAGACGGAGCGCAGACAUGACAUUAACACACACCGCGGAGCAGGAGAGGAGCCGCCGAGUGGAGAUGCCUCGACUGAGCAAGAUGGAGCAGGUCAUUGUGGCCAUGCAGGACCCAGACUUGGGAAUAAAGAUGAAGAACCAGAGACUCCUCAUCACAGUGAUUCCUCACGCUAUGACGGGAAACGAUAUCGUCGAGUGGCUCAUGAAGAAGUACUCCAUCAUGGAGGAAGAGGCGUUACACGUGGGCGACCUGCUCGUGAGGCACGGCUACAUUUACCCCCUGAAGGAACCCAGGAACCUGGUGCUCCGCCCGGACGAGUCACCCUACCGCUUCCAGACCCCGUACUUCUGGAGCUCGCAGCAGUGGCCGGCGUCCGAGCUGGACUACGCGAUUUAUCUGACGAAGAAGAACAUCCGUAAACAAGGGCAGCUCAUCGACUACGAGAAGGAAAAUUACAACCUCCUCCACAAACGGAUCAACCACACCUGGGACUUUGUGGUGAUGCAAGCCAAAGAACAGCUCAGGGCAUCCAAGCAGAGGAGGAAGGCAGACCGCAUCGUGCUCGAGUGCCAGGAGCAGGCCUACUGGCUCAUCAACAGACCCCCGCCAGGAGCCUUCGAUAUCCGAGAACACGGUCCAGAGCGGAGGAAUCGCCUCACCUCCAGAGUUCAGCUGAAUACUGAGUACUACAAAAAAGAGGUUGAGCAUUUAAAAAAAGCUCUGGGACGGUCGAGGGUCAAGUCCUCCAUCUGUCUCGAGAGUUUCAUUAAGUACAGCGAGCAGUACUUCAGCCACGACCCGAUGAUGCACGGAUGCCCUCCCAGUAACCCCUGGAUAACGGAUGACAUCACACACUGGGCUCUGAACACCAACACGGUGUCCACUCCAACCAAGCUGAGGGUGGAGAGGUGGAGUUUCCGCUUCAUGGAGCUGCUCAGUGACCCCCUGGGGCGACUUAAAUUCAUGGAGUACCUGGAGAAGGAGUUCAGCGCGGAGAACCUCUGCUUCUGGGAGGCGUGUGAGGACAUCCGGCACGGAGAGAACUCAAGGAUCCCACAGAAGGUGCAGGAGGUCUACAAGCAGUUCCUGGCCCCGGGUGCAAGCAAGUGGGUUAAUGUUGACAGCAAAACAAUGGAAAAGACGUUGGAGGGCCUACGGAGACCUAACCGCUUUGUCAUGGAUGACGCCCAGAUGCACAUCUACUUCCUCAUGAAGAAGGACUCAUACCCUCGAUACCUAAAGUCUGACCUCUACAAAAACCUGCUGGUGAAAGCCAUAGCGCCCCAGGAGACCAAGAGAAGUGUCUUCCCCUUCAUGAGAAGACACCGCCACUCCAGUCCAAACCCUGCCCUGGUUGCCCAGGCCCUAGAGGAGGAUGGGAAGGCAAAGCGCCUGGGGUCACCAAGAAUCACAUCGCCAGCCACUUCUCCCUAGCAUUACAUCCUCAGGAGGAUGAACUCACUGCUGCCCCCAGAGGAUAUGGAGGGUGUACCGUCUCACUUCUCCAACUAUAUGACAGUCUUCCAAGCUUUAACUGCAGCUGACAGUUUCUGCAGCUAUUUAUCAUAUUUAUUUAUGAUCUGCAAUGUACAGAAACAGACAUCGUUCUGCAAAGGGUGAGACUGAAGAUGCGGAACAGAAACACUUCUAUAAACAGACACAGGAUGUAUAUCUUAAAAAAGCACAGUAAAUCACACAUUUAUUGCACAGGUCAGUGUAUUUGACCUAACAAUAUGAAAAGAAAUGAUUCAUAGGAAAAAUGUUAGAUACAAGAGUUUGUCUCUUCUUGACUGAUAGUAACUACAGGAAGUCACUGACUGAUGGUUUCACAGCUUAGCAAUGACAGAUCACUUUUAUAUUGCUGUUAUUAUUUGUUGGAUUCAUGCAAUUACGUAAAUGGUCUACAUAUCCCUCGCUGUAUGUUUGCAUGGGGA
Scleropages formosus (Asian bonytongue) is the source of this 2024-nucleotide messenger RNA. RefSeq names its product regulator of G-protein signaling 11-like. The record is from RefSeq and is a predicted model, not a curated record. The transcript has 17 exons. Gene Ontology annotation, molecular function: GTPase activator activity. Lineage: Eukaryota; Metazoa; Chordata; Actinopteri; Osteoglossiformes; Osteoglossidae. Gene Ontology annotation, biological process: regulation of G protein-coupled receptor signaling pathway; positive regulation of GTPase activity; G protein-coupled receptor signaling pathway. The coding region runs from base 106 to 1524 and encodes 472 amino acids. Gene Ontology annotation, cellular component: neuron projection; plasma membrane; cytoplasm.